Haliotis rubra (blacklip abalone) is the source of this 5162-nucleotide messenger RNA. RefSeq lists its product as uncharacterized. The coding region runs from base 2485 to 3570 and encodes 361 amino acids. The transcript is spliced from 3 exons. The record is from RefSeq and is a predicted model, not a curated record. Lineage: Eukaryota; Metazoa; Mollusca; Gastropoda; Lepetellida; Haliotidae.
AUGUUGAAAGAGUUCUAAAAGACCAGGUAAUUCAAAAUUGGAGGCAGAAUAUUUCAUCAAAACCUAAGGGCGAUUUUUAUCAUUACCUUAAACCAAUUCCAAAGUUUGAAACCUAUCUUUUUCUAUCUAAAACAGUAUCUGUUCCGGUUUUAAAAUUCAGAACGUCAAAUCAUAACCUUCUGAUUGAAACUGACCACUGGAUUGGUGUACCCAGAGAAGAAAGAAUUUGUCCAUUGUGCAAUUCUCCUACAAUUGCAGAGGAGUCUCAUUUUAUGUUUAAAUGUGAAGUUUUUAACGCAAGAUCAAUCUCAACUUAUUCCCCAAAAAUUAUAUCACAACGAUUAAGAAAGUAAUUCUGUUUAAAAGUUACACCAAUUUGUAUGUAAUAUCUGUAUUUCUUGAUAUAUUUUCCAAGUGUUUAUGUGUUAACUUUAUGAAUCAACGUACAUUCCCUCCAACUCCAUCUCGUUAUUCACUAUAUAUAUUGUUGUAAACUUUUCUAUUCUCUCAGGUACCACUGGUAGUGAUUUUUUAGAAUAAAACUGUCUAUGACACAACCAAAAAUACACACAUUUGUGAUUAAAUAUUAACUAUCUGGAUGACAAAUAUUUUUGGAAAUUGUAUGUACUGAAAUAAUACUUAGGGUGCUCUUUGUAGAUGUCUACAUAUACACGCACACGCACGCACGCACGCGCACACACACGCAUAUAUAUAUAUAUAUAUAUAUAUAUAUAUGGUAGUGGCAAGGACUUGAUUUCCCUUAUUUACAACCCGUUUCCUCUGCUUUAUUCAACUAUGUGGAACCCGUCAACCACGCGUAUGAUACCCUUGGCCAACCCGUCACUUCCUUAUUUCAGACAAAAUGAAUUGAGUUAAACGCGUAAUUAUUCAAUAAAUGAACACUGUUAGGUGAACAAGCUGUUAUACCACAUAUCAACUCAGCUACCAUACAAGACAUGAUGCAAAUUGUAAGUCAGAACAUGAUAUACGUUACCAUACAGAAGCGCAGAAGUAUGGUGAAACAAAUUGGUGCGAUGUAUAUAUCUAUUUUUAUCAGAAUCUAUAAGAUGAACACUUGUAUAAGGAAUUGGUCAGAUACAAUUUGGUGUUACUGAAUGGUUAAACAUAGGCAGAUUAAUCAGAAAUAUAUGUCCCUGUUUAAAAUUCAAGUCACACUGGUAUUUUGAUGUUGUGAUAAAAUUGUGGAUUGAUUUAAGAAUAUUCCUAUAUUCAGAAGCAGAAAAAUAUUCGUUUCCAUUCAUACGCAUUUCCAGCUUGUGACCAUGGGAAUAGAAAUACAUGUUACUUGUAAACAUUACACACAUGAAGAAAUAGUGUAGAAAGUGUUCUGUGUGAUAUCUGCAGGAACAAUCUGGCUGGUCUAAGGUGCAUGGUAGCGUUGAGGUGACUGCAACCGAGUCUAAAGCGGCAGUGCACAAUUUGACAGAAACGAGAUUCAAAACUUAAGGAAAAUCGUGUUUUGUUGUCAAAUCUUGUUAUCAUGUUUUUUUAAAUACAGAGAGUGUAUAGAACGCUUUCUAAUUAUUAGUUAGACAAUGAUAUAAGUGGUUUGUGUCAGGUAGAAACGAUUGGCAUAAGUAACAGUCCUACAGUAAACACCUCGUACUCCAGAAUUGCUGUUUAGGAUGUAGUUUGAACUUUCGGAAACGAAUCUUCGAAUCAAGUCGCAAAGAUAACCUGGUAACAGGUGAUUGAAAAUUCUAAUGAAAGGACUUAGUUUCUGACAGUGCCUUCUAUCUCUUAGUUGCUUCGUUUUGGUGUCGUUAGAAAGUUUAUCAUGACUUGUACCACGAACUGCACCACAGUUGAAAUGAACUUUGACCGAAGCUGAACCCAGAGGUGGUAACCAGGGCAGAUCAUGUUUAUUUCAUGAAGAAAUAUGUUAAAACAUAUUAUGAUAUAUACUUGACCUUUUUUAGAUAUGGCCAUGUAGGAAAUUAUGAUUUUGUUGUUAUCAAUCUAUCUUAUUUAUAUGGCCAUUAAGACUGCCUGGCCAUCUGUUUAUGGUCGGGUACACAGACGUCAAGGGCCGCUAAUAAACCCAGUAAUUCAAAGGUCAUAAUUUUCUUUUAGCUCGCCAUAAAUUUGAUAUUUAAGCAAAAUGUCAAUAACUGAUGAAAGGUACAGGACCCACAUUGACAUGUAAGAUAAAGCGCUUUAAUGACAUCGUACAAAUUAGAAAAGAAAAAAGAAAUGAAAUGGCGCAAUUUUCACUUUUGAAAUGCACAUUUGCAUCAUGACAUUCCGCCCGAUAUUGACGCUGUUGACUCUAUAAAUUUGUAUGCGACACGACAGAUUAUACAUAAAUAUAAUAACAUAAUGACGCAAGUGUAUUGAUUCAUUACAGGCUGUACCUAUUGCGAUGGUGACUACCGUGAACAGAGAAAGGGGCACUUCAUAUCACUAAAGAGCCUUGCACGUUCAGCUCUGUGUCUCCAUCCACUGCCGGCCUCUACAAUACUGAUGUAUGACUGUGGAACAUGCAUUCGGUUUUGGAGGGAUGAAAAAGAUCACAUGGGACCAAACAGUAAUGUAUUCUUCAUUCACCUACACAGGGAAGAGGUUGACGACAGUACAAAGAGGCUGAGUCGAUCUGCAGAAUAUCAGUUCAAGAAGGCUUUAUCUUCAAUGAGAAACUCAGGUGGUGGUGCUCUCUUUGUGCAUACUUGCAAAGGCAUUUUCAGACAUGCAAUGGUGUCAUUUCAACCGACUGUUGACCCAAUAUUCCACUCAAUGUUAACUGACGACGAGAUGAUCUCGGACGGCUUCAGAUGGAAACUUGUAGAGUAUGGAGAUGCACUUUUUCACAAAAUAGAUGUUUUGCCAUCAGAAACGUUUAUAACUGCUGACUUGAAAACAAAGCUGCUUGCUUGGUGCGUAGGUAAACAUGUAUCUACAUCUAUUGAAAAAUUAAGGCCACUUCUGAUGUCUAAACGCAAAGUAUCAACGGCAGAGCCCACUGUACAAGGGUUGCUUCAUAUGGACCAAGCUGAUGUUGUUAAGAUCUAUCUUGACAAGAGUGAUGUCGAUUAUAGCUGCAAUUUCAUGCUGUCAUCUUUUUUUUGCGUAAGCACAUGGGUGAAUAAUAUCAUCAAUGGUUGUUCUCUUCCUGAAUAUGUCACAUCCGUUUCCAAGAGAAAGCAGGGUGGAUCUGUGUAUGUUGGCCAGACAAGUACAAACAGCAAUGUUGAUAUGGAUGGAGUACCGUUUCCCUUUCAAGGAAAUAAACAUGAAUUGCAGAAAAUGCUUUCAAAAGAGCUGCAGAAAGAAAUAGCUGUUUUCAAGAACAGAUAUUCAGAUAUUGCACUUAAGCCAAAAGAUGUGUUUCAGAUUGAAAUCCAUGAUACUGGAACAGACUGCGGCAUCAUUGAGGUCGCGGUGAGACCUGUCAAUGGAUGUGUGUUCACUGAUGCUUUAGGUCCAGCGUCCUUCAGAAUUGAAAACAAAUUCAUGGGCGAAAACCAAUAUAAAACAUUUGUGAGGUUACCCUUUGAUGAGUGGGGGGAAAUGGCCUCAGGCUGCGCUACACUAUGGUCAUUAAACCAAUGAUCUUUCAGGGUCAUGUUGGAUGGACUGAGUCCGUCACAUUGAAGCAUGUUAAUCUUUGUCCUGUGAAGACAGACGCAGUCUAAAUGAAUCACUCUGAGUGAAACAUAGACAAGUAUUUGACCUUGUGUAUUGAGAGGAAGUAACAUAAACAAGCACUCAAUCUUACCGACGCCUUAUCUUAUCCUAGACGUCCUUUCCGAGACUGACACUGCAGUUGAUACCACAAUGGACAUCAUCUGUACAAUGAGUUGUUGAUAUUUACCUGUACUCUAUGAACUUAUUGCAGCAUACAUAGUUGUGCCUUCCAUCUACCAUAUAUACAGACGAUGAUAUGUCCCAGAAGUGUAACUGCAUGCACAUGUAUGAAUACAUAUAAUAUAUUAUGUCUCAUAGUCACAGAUAAUUUUUGUUUUGCAUAGCGUAGGUCGUGUAUUGAAACCCAGCAGCUUUGGCAAUUUUUGGCAAUAUAUAUGUUUCUCGUUCAUUACAAAUUGUGUCUGAACACUGAAUCAAGACACCAGCCAGUACAGUGAAGUGUAAAUACGAACAUUUAUUGCAUGAUAUGAUUUAUUGUAGACUAUCUAGAUGUGUAUUCCAUUGAUCACAUAUAUUUAGAUGGUGAUAUUUUCCUUGACGCCAACUGAGAAUCUAUGAUUGUGUAACCUGUUGUCAUCGAUGAGAAACUUCUUAUGAGUCAUGAACUUUAUCUUACUUAAUUUGUGAACAUUUAAAAUAAAGUGGUUUGUGUCUGCUAUAAAACAUUGCAUAAUGGUUUGAUUUGUUUCACAUGAAAUAGAAUACCUUUUAGAUUUGGUAGAAUUUGAUAACUGAUAAUAUUGGUGGCUAUUGUCUUGAAGUGGACUGAAGUAGUGUAAAAUGACUGUAUCAUCAAUAUGAUAGAUGAGACUUCUUUCAAAGUAUAUUUUUUUUAUAGCAUGAGUUCUGAAAGUCCUCAUGAAGCAUGGUCCAUUUGCAAUGUUUUGCCCGUUUGUAUAUUGCGUUGCCAUUGUUUAUCUGGGUGGUGAUAUCUUUUUAUUCUUCCAUGUUGGUUUUAAUACCAUUAGUAGUUUAUGUAAUCAAAUUCGCGUCCUUAUCAUGUUUUCUUUGCUUUUCUUUUUUUUAUCUAGAUGUGUUUUUUGUUGCUGUAUGGCUUGUUGUAGUAGAUUUAUAUUGAUUUUUUGAUGUUUUUAUUAUUAAGUUUAACUCCUUUUCUAUACAAUCUAGAGGUGUUUUGUUUUCUUGAUUUUGGCUUGUUCUCAUUAUAUUGCUGAUUUAAUCAUAUAUUUUUAUUCAUUCAACUCCCAUCUCUCUAAAGUAUAUCAAUGCAUUUGUCAUAACUGUCAGUUAUCACGUAGCUUUUAGAAUGUCAAUAAAAUUUCAACACUCCAUACAGUACUGAUUUCUCGUGUAGUAGUUUCGACUAGCAACGUAUAUAUAUUUAUUGUUGUACUUCUAAAGGUGCAGCGAAUCAUAUCCACUGUCACUCUCUUAUGUCAGUCAGCUAAAAUUGUUUGAAAAUGUACGGUGUUGGUUUGCUAUCGAAUAGUUGAACAGAAUAUUAGCAACAAAAUAAAUUCUAGAGUGACGAGGAA